UGAGGCGUCUCGCGCGGUCGGCUCUUGCUCCGAGCGUCGGUCGGCUGCGUGGGGCGUGCGGAGGCGGGGAGGCGGGAAGGCGGCGGCAGCGCCUCGCGGAGCGCGGGGUCCGCGGGGACGGGCGGCUAUGGUGAUGGCGGCCAAGAAGGGCGCGGGCCCGGGCGGUGGGGUGAGCGCUGGCAAGGCGGAGGCGGAGGCGGCGUCGGAGGUGUGGUGCCGCCGGGUGCGGGAGCUGGGCGGCUGCAGCCAGUCCGGGAACCGCCACUGCUUCGAGUGUGCGCAGCGCGGGGUCACCUACGUGGACAUCACCGUGGGCAGCUUCGUCUGCACCACCUGCUCCGGCCUCCUGAGAGGCCUGAACCCCCCUCACCGGGUGAAAUCCAUCUCCAUGACAACUUUCACGGAGCCUGAAGUCCUCUUCCUGCAGUCCCGGGGGAAUGAGGUCUGCAAGAAGAUCUGGCUGGGCCUGUUUGAUGCCCAGACAUCUCUGAUACCAGACUCCAGGGACCCACAGAAGGUGAAGGAGUUUCUCCAGGAGAAAUAUGAGAAGAAGCGAUGGUAUGUUCCCCCAGACCAAGUCAAAGGGCCCACUUACACCAAAGGCAGUGCCUCCACCUCCAGCCAAGGCACCAACCCAGAGGGGCAGACCCUGCGGACACUCCUGGGAGACCCUGUGCCAUCUCUCUCAGCUGCUGCCUCCACCUCCAGCCAGCCUGCCAGCCAGCCCCAGGCGCGACCGGCCCAGCCCCGGGGCCCUCAGCCAGCUCCCCACUCCUCGGGCUUGAAGGCCAGCACUGACCUGCUGGCUGCCAUCGGUGGAGACCCUUUUGCUGUCCCUCAGACAGCGCCUGCCUUCGCUGCUGCUUUCCCUGCCUUUGUGGGCCAGAUGCCUGCCCACAGGGGCUUUGCCAACUUUGAGGCCUUUGGUGGUAGCUCUGGCUCAUCUGCAUUUGGAAGCAUUCCUCCAGCUGCUCACGCCCCAUUCCAGGCCCAGCUAGCACCCCCAGCCAGUCGGAUGCUCACUGGAAGUUACAGCUUUGGCAACAGCCAGGUAACUCCCUUUGGUGCCUCACCCCUAGCCCCGGCCAGCCAGCCAGACAUGAGUGGCCUCCUGGGUUCCCGGCCACCAGCUGGAGGGCUCCCUGCCAGCAUCUUCGAGGGGGCUGGCCCGGUGCCCCUACUCCAGUCGGCCAUGAGCGGAACUGGUGGCCCAGGACCUGGCUUCGGAGCCUUCACCAACCCGUUCACUGCACCUGCAGCCCAGCCCCGACCGCCCUCCACCAACCCUUUCCAGCCCAAUGGCCUGGCCACAGGGCUCACCUUUGGGGUGAGCAGUGCUGGCCCUGGCUUCCCCCUGGCUGGCCCACCCGGCGGGGCUUUCAGCAGCACCUUUGCCCCUGUGCCCUUCCCCCCACAGGCCUCCCUGGUGCCACAGCAAAACAGCUCCUCCUUCGGGGACUUGGGGACAGCCAAGCUGGGACAGAGGCCGCUGGGCCAGCCCUCAAUCUCCACCAACCCCUUCAUGACUGGACCAUCAUCAAGCCCGUUUGCCUCCAAGCCUCCCACCACGAACCCCUUCUUGUAGCACUGUGUUGGGGGGUCCUCUACCCCCCGAGCCCCAGUGACCACUGGCCUGAGAGUCUGAAACCAGAGAGGGGUCUCGGUGGUGGAUGUGCUGAUGCUUCGCUGGGGCUACAGACCAAGGGGCAGCUCCCCCACCCAACACACCCAAGUAGGGCAGGGUGUCACCCUGGAGUCAUGGUUCACUCCUCCAGCUCUGCGUGAGGAUGGCAGUACCCUGUUUUUCCCAGCCCCUGAGUGGACAAAGCUGGGGCAGUCUGGAAACACCCCCCCCCAUCUCUGCAGCUGCUCUUGCUCUUGGUGGCCAGAAGCCCAGCAGAAAAAUGGGGCAAAGGUUCUGGGUCCCUACCACCCAGGCCCAGCCGCCACAACCUCCAACCUUCCCAAUCCACCCCUGGACCUCCUUGUGCUUCCCGGCUCCCCGCUCAGUCCUGGGCCCUGGGGCGCUCUACAGGGGACAGAGGCGCCCGCCCCCCUCAAGCACUUUAGUCUUCAACUCCGGAGACCAGUGUUUUAUAUUUAUACAUAGUUUUCUAACAGCCUAUUCUAUAGACACGUCCACACAUGCUGCUGUGCUCCCCUCUCAGAUGUGCCACCCCCCCAUCUGUGCCCGGGCCAGCAAAGCCAGAGCUGGGGGGGGGUGCAGGGAGGGUGCCCCAGGCUUCUCUGGGGAGCACUGUGCAGCUGGCCUGCUCCUCUCUUUCCCAGCCCCAGUCUCUACACCAAAGUUGUUGCCCCAACGCUGGAAAAGAAAUGCAUUUGAAAGGAAA
This is a messenger RNA of Erinaceus europaeus (western European hedgehog), 2351 nucleotides long. RefSeq names its product ArfGAP with FG repeats 2 (gene AGFG2). Gene Ontology annotation, molecular function: GTPase activator activity. The record is from RefSeq and is a predicted model, not a curated record. NCBI's taxonomy places the organism in Eukaryota, Metazoa, Chordata, Mammalia, Eulipotyphla, Erinaceidae. Bases 128 to 1585 code for a protein of 485 amino acids. The transcript is spliced from 13 exons.